Messenger RNA from Chaetomium fimeti, 888 nucleotides. RefSeq lists its product as uncharacterized. The transcript has 2 exons. The annotation marks the transcript as partial. The record is from RefSeq and is a predicted model, not a curated record. Lineage: Eukaryota; Fungi; Ascomycota; Sordariomycetes; Sordariales; Chaetomiaceae.
CAACCCGCCUCCGCCGUACAUUCCACUACCCCCUCCGACGACGACGACGACGCCUCCUCCACCGCCGAAAUCCUCGAUGAGCAAGAACAAGAAACCCUCAUAACAACCCUCACCACGCAAAACAACGCCCGCAACGCCACCACCCACCGCCUGCUCUACCUCCUCCCGACCCUCUCCGCCAUCCCCUUCCUCCUCGACCUCUUCCUCCCCACAACCCCAACCCAAACCCAAACCCACACCCACACCCAACCCCACCACCGCCUGCUACCCCUACUAGGCCUAUCAUCGCUAGCCGCGACGGGGUGGCUGCUCGCGCGGCUGGGGGUGACGGAGACGGGGUUUGCGGGGUUGGAUUCCGGCGGUUCUGGUUCUGCGUCGGGGUCCGGUUCUUCGAAGAAGGUCGAUUUGGGAGGGGCAGCAGCAGGGUUAGGAGGAGCGGGGAGGGGAACGGCCGCCGCCGGAGGGAGGAGGAGGACAAGACAUGGGAUACUCGGCGCAGGGGUAGGGGGAGAGGACAGGUCGCCGCUGGAGGCAUACCUGCCGUGGCUGAACGCGGGGCUGGCGGUGCUGGCGCUGCUGACGGGGCUGCUGCUGCGGGUGAAGCUGGGGACGCAGGCCGGCGGCGGCGUUGACCCGCUGCUGCUGGGGGCGCUGCCGGGCGUGGUGUUGGCCGUCAUUGUGGGCGCCAAGGUUUCCAUGGCGGGCAUCGACCCUGAGAGGGAGUUGAGCGGGUACAAGUAUCGAUACAAGGGCGCUUGAUUCGGUUGGCCGGUUGAUCAACUGCCCAAAUCAGGAGUUGCGUUUUGAUAUGACGGCAUCGUGCGGCGUUGGUUGGGAAUGGUAUGAUAUCCUCUAAUUCGAAAUAUAGACACUGGAAUUACAAUGACA